Molecule: messenger RNA, 529 nt
Organism: Chanos chanos (milkfish)
Lineage: Eukaryota; Metazoa; Chordata; Actinopteri; Gonorynchiformes; Chanidae
Gene: efcab11
Product: EF-hand calcium binding domain 11
Exons: 6
Coding region: 35-529 (164 amino acids)
Molecular function (GO): calcium ion binding
Source: RefSeq, a predicted model, not a curated record
CAACUAUACUCGUCUGUCAGAAUUAUACGUAAAAAUGCUUUCCUCUGGUAUUGCGCACUAUGGUCAUGCCACAGAAGUAACCGCCGUUGACAAGAAAAGGUUUGAAACGGUUUUCCAUCGGUGUGAUUUGGACGGGAAGGGUUACCUAAGCAGGGAGGAUCUGAAGGUGGCAGUUGUUAUGCUUUUCGGAUACAAACCAUCAAAGUCUGAAACAGAUCUUCUGAUGAAGCAGAGUCUUCAUGUUGACUGUCCAGGGGUCCCACUGGAGCAGUUUGUGUCUCUCAUGGGGAAGAAGUUGUCAGUGGAGGAUCGCUACGAGAAGAUGAGGCAGAUCUUCAGUGCUUUUGAUGUUCACUGUCGUGGCUUCUUGAAGUUGGACGACUUCAAAAGCGCUUUUGCUCGAGUCGCUCCGCGCCUGCCGGAGAGGACCGUGCUGGAAGCUUUCCGGCACGUGGAUCAGGACUCUGAUGGCCACCUCAGUUUUAAGGACUUUGAGAAUGUGAUCAGCUAUGGUCAAGCCAACAGCUGA